AUGGCACGCAAACUAAGUCACCAGAGGGUCACCUACGUCCUCCCUCUGCCUGAUGCACCCGGUGGGCACCGGUUGGGGGUCAAUGGCUUGACUGUCGACCGUCAGAACUCCAUCCUCUACUCCGCGGGCCGCGACGGUGUCAUCUGUUCCUGGGAUCUCGACUUUCCUCUUUCCUCUGCGUCUGCGCUCUCGUCUCCUGGCCAGAAGCCCCGUCCGACCGUCUUCAAAACCCAGGUCCAAGCACAUAGUCAUUGGAUCAACGACAUAGUCUUGGCACAGGACAAUUCCGCGCUUGUUUCGGCCUCGUCCGACACGACCGUGCGACUCUGGCGCCCACACUCCGAGUCAACCGAGGUCCCGGAGCGCAUUGGAAAACAUACCGAUUAUGUGAAGGCCCUAGCGAGCCCCGGUAGCCAGGCUACUUGGGUUGCCUCGGGCGGUCUCGAUCAAAAGGUUUACCUCUGGGAUUUGAAUGGCGGCGGGGAGAUAUUGAACAUCAAUGCCGGCGGGGAAGACUCCUCGGGUAAAGGCUCUGUCUAUGCGCUGGGUGCGGUCUCGUCGGUGCUCGCUAGCGGUGGCCCUGAGAAUGUCGUCCGAGUAUGGGAUCCCCGGUCUGGAAAGCUUGUGACGAAGUUCGUGGGCCAUACGGACAACAUUCGUGCUAUUAUGAUUAACCAGUCCGGCGACACAAUUAUGACGGGGUCGUCUGACCAGACGAUCAAGAUCUGGUCUCUCACAGCGGGUCGAUGCAUGAACACCCUGACCAUGCACAAUGAUAGCGUGUGGUCUCUUUACUCGGACCACCCCGAUCUCUCUGUCUUCUACUCGAGUGACCGUUCCGGCUUGGUGGCGAAGACCGACAUGCGAGGAUCGGCCGAUCCCGACCAGGGCCUCUGCGUCGCCGCACUACAAGAGCACGAGGGCGUUGUCAAGGUUGUGGCGGCGGGAGACUACAUCUGGACAGCUACCCCCAAGUCUAGUAUCAACCGCUGGCGAGAUGUUGACAUCACGGUGGGGAUCGAGCCGGCCCCCGACCCAGCACGUACUAUAGACUCUGCUGCAAAGCCCGCAACCCCAGAGAAGGGACCGAAGAAGGUUCCAUAUAAUGCUCUUUUGCAGUUAUCAGCGACCUCGAUUCUUGGUGGCGCAGCCCCUAAACUUAAUUCCUCGGAGCCUAACUUGGCGACAAUUGACCUGACAAUUCCGGUUCAUUCACAGCCCGAGGAAACCAUUGAAGGCCAACACGGCUUGAUCAAGUGCUUGAUGUUGAAUGAUCGGAGGCGCACACUUACUCAGGAUUCGGCAGGAGAAGUUGUUCUCUGGGACCUGCUGAAGUGUAUUCCUGUCCAAACCUUCGGCAAGCGUCAUAUGGAUGAUGUUGAGUCAGAGGUAAACACCGUUGAUAGUAUCGGACAUUGGUGUGCCAUCAACGUACGCACUGGCAGGCUCUCAGUCAUUCUAGAGCCCAAUCGCUGUUUCGACGCAGAAGUUUAUGCCGACGAGAUCGAUCUACCACUAUCUGAGCUGUAUCAAUUUAGGGAUGAUCAAAGAAUCAAUCUCGGCAAAUGGAUUUUGCGCUGGCUGUUCGCUCUGGUAGUAGACGAGGAAGUCCGACGAGACAACGAUUACCGCCAAACUGCCAUCGCGAGAGCAGAAGAAAAUGCUCGACUGAAUCCGCUGACUACCUCGAUAUCUGGCGAUGAUGUCCCUCGCAGCAUUGGGAUUCCGAUAUCGAAUCCUCAUCAUAUGUCGACUCUGCGUCCCAGCUCAGACUUCCCUGGUAGCCCGAACAUCGGCUUUGGCAUCAAUGUUGGCACACCAUCGUCAAACUACAUGAGCACUUCCAUGCAGAGCAACUCUCCGUUCCCCGCAUUUGAACCAGACACACCUGAUGCCUCGGGGCUAACAAAUUCCCAUGUCGAUGGCGGGGCAUCAUCCUUUUCACCAAGUGACUACUUCUCGAAAAGGCCUCUAGCGGCCCAACAAACCGACACCGGCAAGUCUCUUCUGUCUCCGUCGGAUGCAACUCCAGGAGUUCCUCAAUCCCCCGCAGAGCCUGAUAAGGAAGAGCGGAAGAAGUCACUAUUCGGAAAAAAGUUCCAAAUGAACUUCCCCAAGAAGUUGGGUCGCAAUUCUACGGAGACGAAGCCUCAGAUAUUAGAAGAAAAGGUCGAAGAGUCGGAGAUCUCCUCUAUCAAGGAAGAGAAGGUCUAUGAGCCCAAUCUCUGUGGCGUCGUUGACCGCAUUCGUGACGAUUAUGAAGAAUUUCUGGCUACAAAUACAGAUCGAGAGUUGGAGACGGCUCUUUCUCCUAGUUCUGAGGAGGAAACUCCGCGACUGGAUAUCCCAGCCCGGACUGCAGUCUUCAUCCAGGAGGAAACUGGCGAUACUGCCGUUGCCUCGGAUCUCUACAGAGGUACCGUGGGCCGCGUUGGUGAAGACCUCGAAAGCCUUAAGAAAUCAAUUCCUCAUUGGCUCGGUGAGCUUCUUCUGAAGAAUCAAAUUCCCUUCAAGGAGCAGGUCAAGAUCGCCUUCGUAUUGAAGCCUUUCGAUGAUACCUUGCCGCCAGUCGUCAAACCCGACCCGCCAGCUCCCAAUGGUGCCCCUCCGGGAAAUAUGAACACUAAUAACAAUGGCUCUCGUCUUAAUGCCAACCGCAUGCUCCGAGCAAAGAAGGUUCUUGCUUAUGUCGCAGAGCGCAUCGACCCUGCUAACCCGGAUGAACCGGAGUCCGUUAUGCCACCAGAGGAGUAUCUCGAGCUAUACUGCCAGAAGACUCUGUGUCCACCAAACAUGACUCUAGCAACGAUUCGCACGCACCUCUGGCGCACCUCCGGAGACAUGGUUCUCUACUACAAGACAAAUGGCAAGAAAGAGAUUCACCCGCCCCGGUCUCUCCUGGGAAUUGAUGAGAACCAUGUCCUUGUGGAAGAAACCCACAUUCCGAACGGGGAUAGCCACGCACAUGCACCACCCGGGAGUAUCCAUUCUGUGACCAACUCGGCCUCUGUCGCAGGCUCUGCUAUCACCUAA
Messenger RNA from Penicillium roqueforti, 3033 nucleotides. Its product is annotated as WD repeat protein. Gene Ontology annotation, molecular function: ubiquitin binding. Gene Ontology annotation, biological process: protein deubiquitination; double-strand break repair via homologous recombination. The transcript is spliced from 8 exons. The record is from RefSeq and is a predicted model, not a curated record. NCBI's taxonomy places the organism in Eukaryota, Fungi, Ascomycota, Eurotiomycetes, Eurotiales, Aspergillaceae. Bases 1 to 3033 code for a protein of 1010 amino acids.